UACAGUAUGGUGGUGCCAGCUCUACCUCUCAACAAUGGCCUGAACAUCCCAUUGGUGGGACUGGGCACAUGGCAGGCACCUGACGCCGAAGUUUCAGCUGCAGUGAAGUACGCCAUAGAUGUGGGUUACCGCCACAUUGACACUGCACACUUGUACGGCAAUGAGAAGAGCAUUGGAGCAGCCGUGAGAGACAAGGUGGAGGAGGGUGUUGUGUCCAGGAGCGACAUGUUUAUCACCACCAAGUUGUGGAACACUUAUCACUCUGUGGAAGACGUGGUGCCUACAUGUAGACAGUCACUGGAGAGGCUAGGUCUGGACUACAUUGACUUGUACCUCGUCCACUGGCCUUUUGGGCUCAAGUCAAAACACCCUCCUCAGAUUCCUCAGCCAUUUGAGGCGUUUGACACAACCUCUAUAGAGGAUACAUGGCGGGAGAUGGAGCGAUGUGUGGAGUUAGGGUUAGUCAAAAGCAUCGGGAUGUCCAACUUCAACCAAACUCAAGUGCAAAGGGUCCUAGACACAGCCACUAUCAAGCCAGUGGUGAACCAGGUUGAGUGCCACAUGUUGCUGAACCAGAAGCCACUAAUAGAGUUCUGCAAGAGUGUAGACAUUGUUGUAGAAGGUUACGCCCCCUUUGGUUCCCCCACUCGUCCCAAUGCCCCGUCUGAUGCAGCCAAUGUCUUCCACGACCCUAAAGUGCUGAAAGUAGCAGCAACGCAUAGCAAAACCAGUGGCCAAGUUAUACUCAGAUACCUGGUACAACUAGGUAUAGUUGUGUUGCCCAAAUCUGUGACACCAGCUCGCAUCAAAGCAAACCUGGACCUAUUCAACUUUGAGCUGAGCAGUCGAGAAAUGGAGACUCUUUCCUCACUGGAUUGCCACCUCAGAAUGUUUCCUUACCUCCCAGCAAAGACACAUCCUGAUUAUCCUUUCAAAGAAGAUUCAUCAGCUGCUUGUACAUCAGCAACUUUUGACCCUCUGUCAUAAUUCACAAGAAGAGUUUUGUUACCAUACCUGUUUCAAAAAUACUAGGGAUGGACGAGAUUGGAUUUUUAGUUCGAGACGAGACGAGACGAGAUUUUUUAUUUCUCAUAAAAUUUCGAGACGAGAUCGAGACGAGAUUUCUCUUCUCAUACACAACGGGAAAUGCACGUUCGAAAUUUUUACCUGAUUUUGUAACAUUGUUAGAUGACUGUUUAAAUACUAAAAU
Molecule: messenger RNA, 1210 nt
Organism: Macrosteles quadrilineatus (aster leafhopper)
Lineage: Eukaryota; Metazoa; Arthropoda; Insecta; Hemiptera; Cicadellidae
Product: aldo-keto reductase family 1 member B1-like
Exons: 7
Coding region: 7-987 (326 amino acids)
Cellular component (GO): cytosol
Molecular function (GO): aldose reductase (NADPH) activity
Source: RefSeq, a predicted model, not a curated record